Procambarus clarkii (red swamp crayfish) is the source of this 519-nucleotide messenger RNA. NCBI's taxonomy places the organism in Eukaryota, Metazoa, Arthropoda, Malacostraca, Decapoda, Cambaridae. The record is from RefSeq and is a predicted model, not a curated record.
AUGGCCGCAACCACCGUCGCCGCAGCCGUCAACAACGCCGCAGCCGUCAACAACGCCGCAGCCGUCAACAACAACGCCGCAGCCGUCAACAACAACGCCGCAGCCGUCAACAACAACGCCGCAGCCGUCAACAACAACGCCGCAGCCGUCAACAACGCCACAGCCGCCGCCAACAACGCCAUACAGCCGCCGCCAACAACGCCACAGCCGUCGCCAACAACGCCACAGCCGCCGCCAACAACGCCACAGCCGCCGCCAACAACGCCACAGCCGGCGCCAACAACGCCACAGCCGCCGCCAACAACGCCACAGCCGCCGCCAACAACGCCACAGCCGCCGCCAACAACGCCACAGCCGCCGCCAACAACGCCACAGCCGCCGCCAACAACGCCACAGCCGCCGCCAACAACGCCACAGCCGCCGCCAACAACGCCACAGCCGCCGCCAACAACGCCACAGCCGCCGCCAACAACGCCACACCCGCCGCCAACACAUCACCCCGUACCCGCACCAUUUUAA